UUUUUUUUUUGGUGAGAUGGAGUCUCACUCUGUCGUCCAGGCUGGAAUGCAACGGCACGAUCUCAGCUCACCACAACCUCCACCUCCCGGGUUCAAGCGAUUCUCCUGCCUCAGCCUCCCGAAUAGCUGGGAUUACAGGCAUGCACUACCACGCCCAGCUAAUUUUGUAUUUUUAGUAGAGACAGGGUUUCUCCAUGUUGUUCAGGUUGGUCUCGAACUCCCGACCUCAGCCUCCCAAAGUGCUGGGAUUACAGGCGUGAGCCACCACGCCGGCCGAUACAGCUGCUUACUAUAGAAUUAUAGAGAUGGCCACUGAGUGGAUUUCAAAGGCACUCAGAAAAUGUUCAGGACUCAAACUGCUAUGAAGCCUAACAUUAGCCAAUUUGAAUACAGAAACACGUAUGUCACACACUAAAGACAGUCAUGUAAAGGAAAAACAAUUAGAUAAUUGCAGGGUGGUUUUUAUACUGAAAUCUUCAGAUUGCUAUUAUUAUGUUAAAAAUCACAAUAUAGGCUUCUUGAAAAAAUAAGGGUGUUAAAUGAACAUGUUUUUCCUCUGAAAGAGUUGUAGAAUCAUCUUUAUUUAUUGAAUACCAGUUUCAUGCCAAGCAUUGGCUAGGGGCCAAGAGGGAAAAAAAUACAAACAGCUAUAGUAUCAUUUGUAUGACUUGCCCCUCCUUUUUUUUUUUUUUUUUUUUGGAGAUAGAGUCUCGCUCUAUCACCAAGGAUCCACCCGCCUCGGCCUCCCAAAGUGCUAGGAUUACAGGCGUGAGCCACCUGGCCUGGUAUGACCCCUUAAAAUUUUUUUUUCUAGUCACUGGAUUUGCUUUUUGUUUCUGAAAAGGAUAUUUCUUGUUUUGCUUAUAAAAGAAAUAAAUGCUAAUUAUAAAAAAAAUUAUCGGCCAUGGGUGGUGGCUUACACCUGUAAUUCCAGUGUUUUGGGAGGCCAAGGCAGGAAGAUCACUUGAGGACAGGAGCUCAAGGUCAGCCUGGGCAACAUAGUGAGACCCCCAUCUCUACAGAAAACGAAAACAAAUUAGCCAGGCAUGGUGGUGUGCGCCUGUAAUCUCAGCUACUCGGGAGGCUGAGGUGGGGGGAUCACUUGAGCCCAGGAGUUCCAGGCUGCAGUGAAUUAUGAUCGUGUCAUUGCACUCCUGCCUGGACAACAGAGACCUUAUCACAAAACAACAACACAAAAAAGUCUAUCAGCCAAUCACCUAGGUAGGGAUAGCCACUUGACAUUACUGAUAAUUAGCCUUUCAUAUUUUUUCUGGUAUUUGAUAACUAAGAUGAAAUGCAGAAGAAAUUUGAAUACAUAUUCUCUAGCAUUUCCUGUAAUGCAUCUUCCUCCAAGAUUCCAAAUGUGGGAAGCCAUCACCCAAAAAUAUGGUUUCGACCAUGUUAGUACUGGAGUCGGGAUUUAGGGAAGAUCUGGGCCCCCACCUGUGGAGGUCUGAAGAGUCAGGUGAAACAUUAGCCUUGUUUGCGUUUCCAGGGCUGGGCUCUCGCCACUGUUUGCUGUGCGCCAUCUGGAGCCUGCAUCACGCAUGGCCUCAGCCAGCCGGGAAGCGGAGAGCGUGGUGGCGGGGGCGCUAGUGAGCUCCUCCUGUGUACCAGGUCCCGAGCUAAGGUUUUGAGACACCUCAUUGAACUUGGCCCACAAAAUUCCCUGCCUCUGUGGAGCUCACCUUCAGUGUUGGGGAUUUGGGACUUACUUUUCCCAAAGCCAAGCUAAUUAUUGUAAAAGGGGUGAGUGACGAAAACGGAAUCAUUGCAAGGUCCUUACCUCUUAUUUCAUGAGAUUGGUGGCAUGAGUGUGUCUAGAGAGCUGUGGUUGCUUCCUCUUACACGUGGGCGUGUACACCAAGACUAGAAUCCAGGGUCCAUCUAAUAAGCAUUCAAAUCAGCGGGCGGGGGAGGGGGUGGGUGAUAGUUUCUUGUCUUACUUUCCGAUCCCAGCGUUGCUCAGCCCAUACCAUCUGAUAAAAACUUUUUACAAUUUAGAAAUGCCGGCUGAGCCUGGAAGCCCGGAGCGACAGAGCGGCGGGUGCCCGGGAGGGAGCGGCGCCAGCCCUGCCCAGCGCUGCGGCUCCUGGCGCCUGCCGCUGAGGCUGGGCUCCGAGACCGCGCGCCCGCUGCCGGGUUCACGCCGAGUCCCCAGCGGCGCGCCGCCCCGGCGAGUGGUCCCCCGAGGGCAGCCAUCCGCAGGCGCAGUUCCCUGAUUGCCGCAGCAACAAUGGGCGGUCUCCUUGGGAUAGAUUCUGCGCGGGCUGCUCUAAGAAUUUACCGGCAGGCAGGUCUGGUCCCAGCAGAGGAGACCCAGGGGUCCCAGAGCGGCGCUGGCGGGAGGCGUAAUGCGGUAGGGUGAGGGUUGAUCGAAGAGCCCCGCGCGCAGCUGCCCCUCACAGUCCCCUUCCCGAGUGCAGAGCGGGCGGAGAAGUCCACUGCUUUUAAGGCCCUGCACUGAAAAUGCAAGCUCAGGCGCCGGUGGUCGUUGUGACCCAACCUGGAGUCGGUCCCGGUCCGGCUCCCCAGAACUCCAACUGGCAGACAGGCAUGUGUGACUGUUUCAGCGACUGCGGAGUCUGUCUCUGUGGCACAUUUUGUUUCCCGUGCCUUGGGUGUCAAGUUGCAGCUGAUAUGAAUGAAUGCUGUCUGUGUGGAACAAGCGUCGCAAUGAGGACUCUCUACAGGACCCGAUAUGGCAUCCCUGGAUCUAUUUGUGAUGACUAUAUGGCAACCUUUUGCUGUCCUCAUUGUACUCUUUGCCAAAUCAAGAGAGAUAUCAACAGAAGGAGAGCCAUGCGUACUUUCUAAAAACUGAUGGUGAAAAGCUCUUACUGAAGCAACAGAAUUCAGCAGACACCUCUUCAACUUGAGUUCUUCACCAUCUUUUGCAACUGAAAUAUGAUGGAUAUGUUUAAGUACAACUGAUGGCAUGAAAAAAAUCAAAUUUUUGAUUUAUUAUAAAUGAAUGUUGUGCCUGAGCUUAGCUAAAUGGUGCAACUUAGUUUCUCCUUGCUUUCAUAUUAUCAAAUUUCCUGGCUUAUAAACUUUUUAAAUUACAUUUGAAAUAUAAACCAAAUAAAAGAUUUUACUGAUAAGAUUCUUCAUGCUUCUUUGCUCUCCUUAAAAUGUCUUUUUCACUAGUUAAUUCCAAGGGUCAGUCUCAUAAUUUUGUUCUUAUACUUUUGUUUCUUUUUUCUUUUUUUUUUUUUUAAUAGAGUUGGGGGUCUUUCUUUCUUUUUUUUUUUUUUUUUUUGAGAUGGAGUCUCACUCUGUUGCCCAGGCUGCAGUGCAGUGGCGUGAUCUCAGCUCACUGCAAUCUCCACCUCCUGGAUACAAGCGAUUCUACUUCCUCAGUCUCCCGAGUAGCUGGGAUUACAGGUUCCCGCCACCAUGCCCAGCUAAUUUUUGUAUUUUUAGUAGAGACAGGGUUUCACCAUCUUGGUCAGGCUGGUCUCGAACUCCUAACCUCGUGAUCCACCUGCGUCGGCCUCCCAAGGUGCUGGGAUUACAGGCAUGAGCCACUGCAUCCGACCUAGAUUUGGGGGUCUUUCUAUGUAGCCCAGGCUGGUCUUGAACUCCUGGCCUCUAGCAAGCCUCCCAUCUCAGCCUCCCAAGGUGCUGGAAUUACAGGUGUGAGCCACUGCACCAUACUUUGGUUUCUUAACGGGAGAUUUUGGUCCACAGUAACCCAACUCUCUUUCAUCUAAGAACUUUAGAUGAGA
Messenger RNA from Pongo pygmaeus (Bornean orangutan), 3731 nucleotides. RefSeq names its product placenta associated 8 (gene PLAC8). Lineage: Eukaryota; Metazoa; Chordata; Mammalia; Primates; Hominidae. The transcript has 5 exons. The record is from RefSeq and is a predicted model, not a curated record. The coding region runs from base 2470 to 2817 and encodes 115 amino acids.